Phycomyces blakesleeanus NRRL 1555(-) is the source of this 2431-nucleotide messenger RNA. RefSeq lists its product as hypothetical. The record is from RefSeq and is a predicted model, not a curated record. Gene Ontology annotation, biological process: peroxisome organization. Gene Ontology annotation, molecular function: GTP binding; microtubule binding; GTPase activity. The transcript is spliced from 12 exons. NCBI's taxonomy places the organism in Eukaryota, Fungi, Mucoromycota, Mucoromycetes, Mucorales, Phycomycetaceae. Bases 72 to 2156 code for a protein of 694 amino acids. Gene Ontology annotation, cellular component: peroxisome; membrane; microtubule.
UGGCUACACUCUUUCUUCCUUUCUUUAUUUUUAAUCAAAGAAGAAAUACCCAAUAAUAAUAGUAUCAUACAAUGGACUCAAGUCUUAUUAGAACAGUCAAUAAACUUCAGGACGCAUUCUCCACUGUGGGUGUUCACAACCCUGUUGAUUUGCCUCAGAUCGCUGUCAUUGGCUCUCAAUCGAGUGGAAAAAGUUCUGUCCUGGAGAACAUUGUCGGCCGUGAUUUUCUUCCUCGAGGAACUGGUAUCGUUACGCGUCGUCCAUUGAUUCUUCAAUUGAUCAACCGACCGGGAACCUCCAAACCAGCCGAAGGUUCGGAAGACCCAUCCGCUCAUGGCAAUGAUCAUGAAAAUCCCGAUGAAUGGGGAGAGUUCCUCCAUCUUCCAGGACAAAAAUUCCACAAUUUUGAAAAGAUUAGAGAAGAAAUUAUCAAGGAUACCGAACUCAAGACUGGAAAGAACCUUGGCAUCUCCCCUCAACCGAUCAAUUUGCGUAUCUACUCACCCAAUGUUCUUACUCUCACCUUGGUUGAUCUUCCCGGCAUGACUCAGGUGCCUGUUGGUGAUCAGCCAAAGGACAUCGAGAGACAGAUCCGAGACAUGAUCCUCAAGUACAUCACCAAGCCAAAUGCUAUUAUCCUGGCUGUAACAUCUGCAAACACCGAUCUUGCCAAUUCUUCUGGUCUCAAAUUGGCCCGAGAAGUUGAUCCUGAAGGUCUGCGUACCAUUGGUGUACUCACCAAGAUUGAUUUGAUGGACGAGGGUACAGAUGUCAUUGACAUUUUGGCCGGAAGAGUAAUUCCCCUCAAACUCGGUUAUGUUCCCGUGGUUAACCGUGGUCAGAGAGAUAUUGAGCGUAAAAAGUCUAUCUUCAAGGCUCUUGAUUCUGAGAGAGAGUACUUUGAAAAUCACGCUUCAUACAGAAGCAAAGCGAUGUAUUGCGGUACUCCAUUCUUGGCCCGCAAACUUAAUACGAUUCUCAUGCUUCACAUCCGUAAUACCUUGCCAGAAAUUAAAGCCAAGAUUCAAGCCACGUUGGUAAAGUACCAGCAAGAACUCUUACAGUUGGGUGAUCCUUCAGAAGAGAACAACGCAGGAUUGGUCUUGAAUAUCAUCACUGAAUUCUGUACCGAGUUCCGUACUAUUCUUGAUGGUAACUCAAACGAUCUCUCGAGCUUUGAGUUGUCUGGUGGCGCACGUAUCAGCUUUGUGUUCCACGAAGUUUAUUCUAAUGGUGUAAAGAGCAUUGAUCCUCUUGAUCAAAUCAAGGAUGUUGACAUCCGUACCAUUCUUUACAAUUCAUCAGGUUCUUCUCCUGCAUUAUUUGUGGCCACAACUGCAUUUGAGGUCAUCAUCAAACACCAGAUCAAGCGACUUGAAGACCCGAGUGUCAAGUGUAUCAACAUGGUGUAUGAUGAGCUUGUUAGAAUUUUGGGGCAGCUGCUUAACAAACAGUUCUUCAAGCGCUUCCCUACACUAAAGGAAAAAUUCUACCAAGUUGUCUUGUCAUUCUUCAAGAAAGCUUUGACUCCUACCAGCAAGCUUGUCACCGAUUUAGUAGCUAUGGAAUCAUGCUACAUUAAUACCGCACAUCCUGACUUCUUGAAUGGCCACCAAGCCAUUGCUAUGGUCAAUGAUCAAAUCCACAAUAAGCAACAGGCACUUGCUGCUCCCGAAAACCCAAAGAUCAACAAGUCUGCUCAACAAUUAAAUGUACUUCAGGCUAGCAACUCCACUUCUUCUAGCCAGGAAUCUGACACCAAUGGUUCCUUCUUUGGUUCCUUCUUCUCAGGCGGAAAGAAGACCAAGAAACAGUCUGCUGGAAAUGUUAUGGAAGCCCCACCUGCUAUGCUCAAGGCAAUGGGUGCUUUAUCUGAUCGUGAAUAUAUGGAAACCGAAGUCAUCAAGCUUCUGAUUCAAUCAUACUACAAUAUUGUGAAGCGUACAAUGAUUGACAUGGUUCCCAAGGCUGUUAUGCUCAAACUUGUGAACCACGCCAGAGAAGAAUUACAGCGUGAAUUGCUUUCUGAACUCUACAAGCCUGAUGUUCUUGAAGAACUCUUGCAAGAAUCUGAUGUUACUAAGCAGAGACGCAAGGAGUGUAGAAAGAUGAUUGGAGCAUUACAAAAGGCUGACGAAAUUGUUGGUUCUGUUUAAAUAUAUAUAUAUAUCAAAAGAGAGACAGAGAAAGAAAAAAUAUUGAAUGAGGACAAAAGGGAGGAUUUCCUACAAAACCUCCAUACCACUUCAUUCCACUCCAAUUAUUCGCUUUAAUUUCUUUGUUCUUACCUCUCAACUCAUUCUUCAACCAAACCAAUAUCUCCAUCUCUUGAUAUCCUUCCCUUCCCACCCCUUUGCUUCCCUUUGCCAUUCUUCUUUAUGUAAUAACCAAAACAAAAUAAAGAGAAAAAUCCCGAACUUAUUAUACUAUU